Messenger RNA from Pisolithus orientalis, 1560 nucleotides. Its product is annotated as cytochrome P450. The transcript has 13 exons. NCBI's taxonomy places the organism in Eukaryota, Fungi, Basidiomycota, Agaricomycetes, Boletales, Pisolithaceae. Gene Ontology annotation, molecular function: oxidoreductase activity, acting on paired donors, with incorporation or reduction of molecular oxygen; monooxygenase activity; iron ion binding. The record is from RefSeq and is a predicted model, not a curated record. The annotation marks the transcript as partial.
UCUCUCUCUCGAGUGCGCGGACCCAAGCCCACUUCCUUCCUCUUCGGUGAGUGUAGUACCUUGUACCACAGUCAGGUAGGCGAAGCUGAUUUCCACUGGAGAAAUCUGUACGGCGAUGUCAUCCGGGUGAAAGGUAUCCUCGGCGAGGAUCAGCUUAUGGUCGCUGAUCCGAAAGCCCUGUCACGAAUUUUUGCUCCCGCAAGUUACCUUUUCGAAAAGCCGCAUGAACGUCGAGCUCUGUCGUUAACCGUCAACGGAAGGAGUGUCCUCUGGGCAGAGGGCGAAACUCACAAACGGCAGAGAAAGAUCUUGAAUCCCGGGUUUGGUGGACCUGAAUCGCGGGCAUUCUUUGCCAUAUCGCAGUCUUCUGCCCGGGCUAUGGUUGCGAGGUGGACGGAACUCGUCGAGGCUAAUAAUAGCCACAAGGCUAUACUGGACAUCCCCAGUUGGAUCUCCCGAGCUACAUUGGACGCCAUAGGAGAGGGUGCUUUUGACGUCCGGCUGGGUUGUGUCAACUCCGAGAAUGCACUAUCGAACAGCUAUCACGGGAUGGUAAUGAACGUUCUUGGUACCCCCUCGGCGCUGCAAAUCUUCCUCCAAGAAGCUGUCAAGUACAUCCCGAUAUCGGUCCUGGAGUUCUGGGCCAAACACAGCACAGACGAUCGUCUUGUACGCCUUCGCGAAGCCAAAGAAGUCGCCACUGCCACUGCAGAAAGCAUGGUGAAGAAGAAGGCACAAUCUCUUUUACAAGGAAAGGGUAGCAGGGACAUUUUCACACUGCUCAUCAAAGCGAACAUGGACGCCGAGGCGAAGAACAAGCUGAAUGACGAAGAGCUAUAUUCAUUGAUGCGCGCAAUUCUCCUUUCAGGUCAUGAAACAACUUCGAAUACCAUCAACUUCACCUUGCUGGAAUUGGCACGAAACUCAGAGGUACAAUCAAGACUCAGAGCGGAGAUAAGACAACAAGAGUCGAUCAUUCGUGCUCGUGGGGACACUCAAUUCACAGUAUCUGACCUGGAUAAAAUGCCAUAUUUGAAUGCUGUCACUAGGGCAACUUUAAGAUAUCAUUGCAUAGCGCCGCAGGUGAUGCGCACGGCUGGCCAGGACUGCGUUCUGCCACUUUCUCGACCCAUUCAGACGGAAUCGGGCGAAUUAACGCACGAGAUACUCAUUCCGAAAGGGACCCGCAUCAUAGCAUCUAUCGCUGCAUACAACCGCAACAAGGAUUUGUGGGGUGAGGAUGCCGAUGUGUUUAAUCCAGACCGUUGGUUGGAUGGCAUUGCCAAGGACAAGAAAGAAACUGCCACCGGAGUGUAUUCGAACCUAAUGACUUUUGGCGCCGGCCACCGCACGUGUCCCGGAUGGCGAUUUGCUGUCAUCGAAAUUCAGGCCUUUCUGUUGGAAAUUGUCAGCAAGUUCGAGUUAUCCCUCACUGAGAAAGCUAAGAGAAUUCGGCGUGAGCCGUGCGUGUUGAUGGCGCCGGCCGUGGAGGGCGAGGUCGCUCGUGGGGUUCAGUUACCACUCGCUAUAUCGGUCGCUCCCCGGGCACAGGAAGUGUGA